This is a messenger RNA of Hemibagrus wyckioides, 4498 nucleotides long. RefSeq names its product Rho GTPase activating protein 39 (gene arhgap39). The transcript is spliced from 10 exons. Gene Ontology annotation, cellular component: cytoskeleton; cytoplasm. The coding region runs from base 134 to 2992 and encodes 952 amino acids. Lineage: Eukaryota; Metazoa; Chordata; Actinopteri; Siluriformes; Bagridae. The record is from RefSeq and is a predicted model, not a curated record. Gene Ontology annotation, biological process: signal transduction. Gene Ontology annotation, molecular function: GTPase activator activity; protein binding.
GAGACGCGGGCGAGAUACAGCGCGUGCUCCAGAUAUCUGUACUGCGGUGACGGAGCCCCUUUAGCACCAUGACUGACGUUCUGUGGAUUACCUUCUUUGGAUUAUAACUGGCGAAAGGAAAAGGAAGGGGACCAUGGCGGAGAGGUUGGAAUGGGUGGAGAUCAUCGAACCUCGCACACGCGAGCGCAUGUAUGCCAACCUGCUGACGGGCGAGUGUGUGUGGGAUGCACCAGCUGGUGUGCACAUCAAACGCAGCGGCCCAGACCAGUGGUGGGAACUGUUCGACUCGAACACCUCACGCUUCUACUAUUACAAUGCCUCCACCCAACGCACUGUCUGGCACCGCCCACACGGAUGCGACAUCAUCCCCCUCGCCAAGCUCCAGACGCUCAAGCAGAACACAGACACGCCGCUUCCUGUUGCUUCGGUGAUCAGUGGAUCGGCUGACAGCAGCCCUGCUCGCAGCGCUGUCAGUACCACAUCUUCACAAGAGCAGGAGGAUAAAACAGCUCCCAGAGAGGAAGGAGAGAGUUUCAGAUGGGGAACGACAAGCAAGGACAGGAUGUUGAUUAAAGUAUCUGACAGGGAGCCCAGCUACCUAUCACAGGGCAAUGGUUAUUCCAGCUCUUCCCCACGCUCCAGACGUUCAUCUAGUAACACUCUUCCUGAAUCCGAAACCACUCCCCAUGCUUUGCCCGACCGACGGCAAACACAAUCUCCUUUUUUGAAGAGAGCCGAUUUUGGAGGGACUCAGAGGCGUUGUUCAGGUGACUCUCAGCCUCCUUCGCCACGCUACGCUUAUGAACCCCCGCUCUAUGAGGAGCCUCCUUCUGAGUACCAGUCCCCGCCUAUUUAUGAAGAACCACCCACUGAUAUGCAUUGUGACCCUGGCCUUUAUGCCUCAGAUAGGUCACCAGCACGCAAGCCUGGCCUUUACCAUUCUCCUAAACAGAGCCCGUCUCCUUAUGGUCAGCUGGUGUUGACCAGACAAAGAGGCUCCACUCCUGAGAAGAUCUCCAACCAAGCAGAGCGGGACUACAGUUUUAGUGGGCGGGAUUAUAGUUCUGCAGGGCGGGACUAUAGCUCUAGUGGACGGGACUACAGCUCAGGUGGGCGUGAUUAUAGCUCCGGUGGGCGGGAGUACAGUGCAGCAGGGAGGGAGUAUGUCAAGCAGCUUGUGUAUGUAGAACAGUCAGGGUCUUCUCCCAGGUUCCGGACAACAGACCGUUUUUUAAACUACGGGAAAGCUGCACAGGGUGGUCUACCUGCCGGUAUGUGUUAUGGUGGCUCUUUUACUCUCCAGCAUAGCCACGAUGGUGGUGGCGGUAAUCGAAAACGUAAAAAUCGCAAGCCCUCCUUGCCUGGAGGGGAGGGAGAGAGUCUUGGGGCAGGAGUAGGAGCAGUACACACACAAGCACUGCUCGCCUGGGAAGCGCAGCAGCUCAUGCAACAGCGUGGAGGUGGUGCCUUGGGAGGCAGUACUAAGGAUGGGUAUGAAAGCGAUGGUGCAACACCUUUGCCACUGCCAGGUCCUGUGGUACGGGCAUUCAGUGAAGACGAAGCUCUGGCUCAGCAGGACUGCCACUGGAAACGCACCACAUUAGACAGACUUGCGUUUCCUCAAACGCUGUUAGAGAAGAGUCUGUCUGUACAAACUAACCUGGCAUCACCUGAGCCUUACCUGCAUCCCUCACAGUCAGAAGAUCUUGGUGCAUGCUCACAGUUUGAGGCGAGCCGGAACGCUCGGAACAUGAUGCCCAGUGCUAGUUGUGGUGUAUUUCCGGAAUUUUCUCUCCGAAAGCCCUCUUCCGAGACCGACAUUGAGAACUGGGCAUCUAAGCAUUUCAGUAAACAUACACAGGGUCUGUUCAGAAGAAAGGUAUCUAUUGCAAACAUGCUGGCCUGGAGCAGCGAGCCUAUUAAAAAGCCAAUGAUUCACACAAUGGACCGUACAGUCAAACGUGAGGCUGUGGAGCUCUUCAAGUACAUCCAGACCUACAUGGGGGAUCGAAAGGGCAAAAACGAGCCUCUGGCUGUGGCUCUGGAGAUUGCAGUACGUGGUUGGAGCAACCAAGGCCUGCGUGAUGAGCUCUACAUUCAGCUGUGCAGGCAGACCACAGAGAACUUCCGUUAUGACAGCUUACAGAGGGGCUGGGAGCUCAUGGCCAUCUGUCUGGCCUUCUUUCCUCCUACACCGCGCUUCCAUAACUACCUGGAAGGUUACAUUUACAGACACAUCGAUCCACUGAACGACACCAAAGGAGUGGCUGUCAGCAGCUAUGCGAAGUACUGCUACCGCAAGUUACAGAAAGCUGCACUGACUGGAGCGAAAAAGGGUUUGAAAAAGCCUUGUCUCGAGGAAGUAGCUUACGCUCGAAAUGCCAUCUUUAGCCCCUCUAUGUUUGGCUCUUCUCUGGAAGAAGUGAUGGCGAUGCAGAAGGAGCGCUACCCUGACAGUCAGCUGCCAUGGGUACAGACCCGUCUGUCGGAGGAAGUAUUAGGCUUAAACGGAGACCAAACUGAGGGUAUCUUCAGGGUGCCCGGAGAUAUAGACGAGGUAAAUGCGCUGAAGUUGCAAGUGGACCAGUGGAAGGUGCCAACUGGUUUGGAGGACCCACACAUUCCGGCAUCAUUGUUGAAGCUGUGGUACAGGGAGUUGGAGGAUCCAGUAAUUCCUCACGAGUACUAUGAAGAAUGCAUCUCUAACUAUGACAGUCCUGAAGCUGCUGUCAGUGUCAUCCAUAACCUUCCUCACAUCAACAAACUGGUGCUCUGCUACCUCAUUCGUUUCUUACAGGUUUUUGCUCAGCCUGCCAAUGUGGCUAUCACUAAAAUGGACGUGAGUAACUUGGCAAUGGUGAUGGCCCCCAACUGCCUGCGAUGUCUGUCUGAUGACCCGCGCAUCAUUUUCGAAAACACCCGCAAAGAGAUGAGCUUUAUCCGGGUGCUCAUUCAGCACCUCGAUACUAGCUUCAUGGAUGGAAUUCUCUAGUCCACAUUAUUUACACACUCUCACACACAUACACACACACACACACACACACACACACACGAACACCACAUUCAUAAAGAUUACACAAUCAUUUGAAACCUAAUUGAUGGAAAAGCAAAGCAAAACCCCGGGUCUUUAUAGUCAGAAGUAGAACAGGAGGCAUGAACCCUAAUUACUGCACUGACACACGCUCACAAAAGCACAAAUCCAAUCUGUCGGACACACAGACACAUCCAGACACGUGUAGGAGACGACACAUACAUUCCAUUUUAGCCCCUUUUUAUAAUUUCUGAAUGUGUUUGACUGGAGAUGUGAAUGUAUAGUGCUGUUUCUGUGCGUUCGUUUGUUGAAAUGUGAGUGUUUUUUGUUUUUGUUUUUAGCCGACUGACCUAUAUAACUGUCUAUAACAGUCUAAUUGAUUUUAUAUGAUUAAUUUAUUAUUAUUAUUUUGUAUUUAUUUUAACAGGUGUUUAUAACUACUGCCUUUUGAAACAAAUUGUCAGACUCAUGUCGAGUGUGUGCGUGUGUGUGUACAUGUAAGGACAAUAUGUUUCACGUACUAGUUUUAUUUCAUGGAAAUUGUCACCACACACUUACAUAAUCAUAACCAUUAUAUAUACACAUCAUUUACCCAGCCCCAGACACCUUGACAAAGACACACACACACACACACACACACACUGAUUAGGCCUGGUGCUUUAAAUAAUGACAUAACACAUCGCCUUGCACUACGUCCUCACUUCCCUUCAGGAGAAGUAAGCAAAGGAGAGUGAAAUAGAAAGAAAUAAAAGCUGGAGGGAGAGGCAGGGGGAUUUAUCAAGGCAGACAUUAAAAAAAAACCCUUUUUUUAAUUUUUGUUUGUUUCUUCACUUAUCUGCACAUGAAUCAUGUCAUGAAAGUAACAUUCACCUUCAUCUAUAUCAUGCUAAAAUAUAUAAAAAAAGAUAUUUAAAAAAAAUAUAUAAAAUCCAUUAAAGAAGUAAACACAAAGUGUCAUAUAAAAGAAUAGUGGAAUUUAAAUUUAAAAAAAAAAUUUGCUUAGGUUUGCGUCUCAUUUUAGUAAAAUUGAAACUAUUCUAAUGGAGACUGAAAUAAAGGGAGUCAUGAAUUUUGAAUCGUGGUUCAUUGAGAAUGAUCAGAUCAGAGCUGAGGAAAAUAAAAAGAUUAAACACUGGACAGAUAAGCAUACAAUGAACAGCAUACUCAGAGCAGCAACACAAACCACACGACCACACGUACUUCAAUACACACACACACACACACACGAACACAAACACACACACACACAGCUUACCAGGGACACACACAGGAAAGACAAAAGAAAUGUAGAUCACUGCUGGAACAUUAGCCUGCUCACAGGUCUGUCUUGCAUUUUACAGCUUUUAUUGUUCAUGAAAUCAGGCUGAAAUCCCCUCUCCCUCCUUUUUGGUCUGAGAUCUAAUGGUGACUCUGUAAGGUAGGGUAAGUCUGUCUGAACGUUGUUUAAUAAAACAAUUCCAAAACUUU